AUGACUCUUUUUGGAAGGACCAUCGCCGUCUUGUCGGGCCUAGUAUUAACAUUCGGGGUCGCGCACGGGUUUGUGGCAGAUCUGUCACUUCUGGCCUUUUCCGGCACACCGGUUGGUCAAGUAUUCAACCUCAACGGCCGUAAGCUCGCCGAUAGCUUCGCCCGCGCCGGUUACAUGACGGUCGCUCCUGAUCUUUUUAACGGGAAGCCAAGAUCGGAGGAUCCAAAAUCCGGCUUCAAUGCAACUGAGUUCUUCGGCUCUCACGGACCAAGUGUCACCGACCCGAUCGUCUCCGCUAGUCUCUCCUACAUGCGGGAGCAGUUAGGCGUAAACAAAGUUGCCUCGGUGGGAUAUUGUUUCGGUGGUCGGUACGCCUUUCGCGCUUUGGGGCUUCCGAAGGACAAAGCUGUCAACGUGGCGUUCGCAGCUCAUCCAACGCUACUUGGUGAUGACGAAAUCAAGGCCAUAACGGGCCCUGCUAGCUUGGCAAUAGCUGAAAAGGACACCGGCAUGUUGAUUAAGCGGAGGGUCGAGAUAGAGGCUGCUAUGGCCAGUACUGGCCAGCCUUUCACCAUGAACCUGUACGGCGGUGUUCCUCACGGGUUUGCAGUCCGUCCUAACCUCGAUGUUCCUGUUGAAAAGGCUGGCAAAGAAGAUGCAUUUUUACAAGCUGCAAGCGAACAUACCGGAAACCGCUCGUUAGAGAUCAGUGCCAACGAUGAUGAUGCCGAUAUCCGCUCCCGCUACCGUCCGUUUCUACUACCCUCAGAACUGAAAGCAGACGAUUGGGUGUCGACACUUGAGCUAAGAACGGCAAUUAAGAUGGUUGACGACGAAAUCCUUCAACAAGGCAAGCCUCGAUUACGGAUUCUCGUCUUGACGGGCAGCCUCCGUCAACGCUCCUACAGCCGGCUAUUGGCAUUUGAGGGUGCUCGCAUCUUACAUCGGCUGGGCUGUGAUGUCCGCGUGUACGAUCCCGCGGGCCUGCCGCUCAAAGACGACGUCAGCCACGAUCAUCCCAAGGUACAAGAGCUGCGGGAGCUGAGCCGCUGGAGCGAUGGCCAUUUUUGGGUCAGCCCUGAGCAGCACGGUGUCCUUACAGGCAUCUUCAAGAUGCAGAUCGACUGGAUCCCGCUGGCUACCGGGUCGAUUCGCCCCACGCAGGGACGUACGCUCGCAGUAGCCCAGGUAUCGGGCGGCUCACAGAGCUUUAACGCAGUCAACGCUCUGAGGAUCUUGGGGCGCUGGAUGCGCAUGUUUGUGAUACCGAACCAAAGUUCCGUGCCAAUGGCAUACAAACAAUUUACGCCAGAAACCGAGGGUAGUCGAAUGAUGCCCAGCUCCAACAGAGAUAGGCUGGUGGACUGCAUGGAGGAACUAGUCAAAUACACAAUCGUUAUGCGACCACACUUUGACUUGUUCGGAGAUCGGUUUAGCGAACGCGAGGAAAAGAGAGCAAAGAUAUUGGCCGCGGCUCCACUGGAGUGA
Molecule: messenger RNA, 1488 nt
Organism: Colletotrichum truncatum
Lineage: Eukaryota; Fungi; Ascomycota; Sordariomycetes; Glomerellales; Glomerellaceae
Source: RefSeq, a predicted model, not a curated record